AUGGACAAAUCCAAAAACUUUCGCAUUGAUGCGCUUUUGGCGCAUGACGCGCAGCCGCAGAGGACGGACCCGGACCCGGACGCCGUGUCCCCGGGUCGGUACUACACCAGGAGCCCCAGCGACAGCCCGGGGUCCAACCGAGGCUCCGAGACGCCCUCACCCCACACGAACCCAACAAACCCGUCCCAGGUCCAGCCGGGGGGGCUCCUGUCCAAACCCCCCUUCAUGGGUCUGUCCCAGUCCGGGUUCAGUCCUCUGCACCAGGGGGCUCUGCUGGGGGUGCACCCCGGCUCCAUGUACCCCCUGGCCGCGCACCCCGCCUUUAUGUACCCGGGCUUCACGCAGCUGGUCCAGCAUUACCCGGAGCAGCUGAAGGGGGCCCCCAUGGCCGGGUCCAUCCCCCUGGAACCCUGGAUCCGAGCCGGGAUCAUGGUCCCCAGACUGGGGGAGUAUGGAGUCCAGGCUCAGGCAGGAUUACUGGGGAAGUGUCGGAGGCCCAGGACGGCGUUCACGAGCCAGCAGCUGCUCGAGUUAGAAAACCAGUUCAAGCUGAAUAAGUACCUGUCCAGGCCCAAACGCUUCGAGGUGGCCACGUCGCUCAUGCUCACAGAAACUCAGGUUAAGAUCUGGUUCCAGAACAGACGCAUGAAGUGGAAGCGAAGUCGUAAACUGAAGGACCAAGCCGGCCCCACCUCGCCGCUGACGGACGCUGAGCGACCCGACCUGAGCGUCCAACAUCAGGGGGACUUUCACGGCUCCAGCCCGGAGGAUGAAGACGACAUAGAGGCGGAAGACGAGGAAGACAAGGAGGAACUAGACGUACUGAGGCCCAGUCCGGUGGGCUUCACCAGGCACGCAGGAGUAGCAGCAGCAGCAAACUACAGCUCCUACUCCGACGAAGAGCUGGAGGAAGAAGAUCCAAGAACAAGAAGUGGGGUUUUCCCAUAG
This is a messenger RNA of Sphaeramia orbicularis (orbiculate cardinalfish), 948 nucleotides long. Its product is annotated as motor neuron and pancreas homeobox protein 1-like. The transcript has 3 exons. Gene Ontology annotation, molecular function: DNA-binding transcription factor activity, RNA polymerase II-specific; sequence-specific double-stranded DNA binding. The record is from RefSeq and is a predicted model, not a curated record. Lineage: Eukaryota; Metazoa; Chordata; Actinopteri; Kurtiformes; Apogonidae. Gene Ontology annotation, biological process: regulation of DNA-templated transcription; spinal cord motor neuron cell fate specification; central nervous system development. Gene Ontology annotation, cellular component: nucleus. Bases 1 to 948 code for a protein of 315 amino acids.